Molecule: messenger RNA, 10873 nt
Organism: Lethenteron reissneri (Far Eastern brook lamprey)
Lineage: Eukaryota; Metazoa; Chordata; Hyperoartia; Petromyzontiformes; Petromyzontidae
Product: semaphorin-5B-like
Biological process (GO): positive regulation of cell migration; neural crest cell migration; axon guidance
Cellular component (GO): plasma membrane
Molecular function (GO): semaphorin receptor binding; chemorepellent activity
Source: RefSeq, a predicted model, not a curated record
UAUUUAAAAUACCAACGUGAUAAAAAUGAAACUCUUACUCAAGAAAAACAGAAAUGAACAAUAAAAUAAAACCGAUGCCACGCAUAUAAAGGAUUUAUAGUGAAAAACUUUGUUUUUACGGGUUAAUUUUUUAUCAUCGAAAAUAUAAUAUUUGCGAACAUCUAUAGACCAAAAGUUCGGGUGCGCAGUGGACAAAUGCGGAACUGGAUUCGUGGUCGAUACAUACAAUUGCGCGAAUAUAUAUGAUGGACGUCCAUGUGACGUUAUACCGCGUGUAUCAUAUUUCGGACGCACACUCACUCACUUAUCCGCGUUGCUCUUGCAAAUUAACGAUGCUCGAUGGGCCCUCACUUGGUUAAACAGAGGCACGUUUGACUGUGUGACGAGGGCCGGGUUUGAGCGAUGGGUUUCAGGGGUUCAAUGAGUCUCAAGUCGGUGCCAAAUUCUCAGGCUGACGUUAGGAGUUCCCCUAACAUUGUGCCUCAUGGAUAUGUUUGUCAUUUUGGGCAGUCGAUCAGCCAGCUCAUCACUCAGCUUAUCCAUGUAUCUAUAUGUCAGUAAAGCAAUCACCUCGUCAGCCGUACAGUCAUUUCGAUAAUAAUAUGCAAACAACAAGAAUAAUUAUAAUGUACAGCCCAAUUUGCCAUAACACACCACCUUGGCGAUUUAUCCCAUUGCUGGCUCUCAUUUAUGCCAGAAACCCAAUCAAAAGAAACAUUGUGCGUCACAUGAGUCACACCCUAAGGGUUCUUAUUAGCAAUUCGUUUAUAGCCCUUUAUCAACCCACUGCUGAAUGAAUGCCUCCCCACACCAUAUGAAUCAUGGGAGGUUGUUUAACCAUAUACUUCACCACACCGGUCAGUGUGCGUUUACAGAAGUGGGGAGGACCAGGACCGGUUGAGGUAUCACUCUAAACUAAACCAUUUUUAAAAAAAUAUUCUACCAAGUAAGGCUCAAUUAGCUCUAUCACUCUUUUUCAGAAGCGAUCUGGACACAUAUGACAGCUCAGUGAAGUGGCUUAUAAUGUGUAACAUCCACGUAACCACGGUGAGACUAUGCAAACUUUAUACCAGGCAAGGUAGUUAACUGCUCGCCACCGUGAGACCCAAUGAUGUAUGUUAUGGCCAGGAAUUAAAUUCUGGAUGCUCGGUUUGUAUCACAGUGCACAAACCACUGCGCUACGGAUGGCUCUAUGUUGCCUGUAUGAAUGUAAACCGGAGUUUAAGGCCCGAGUGCUGAUGUGUGACACAUUCUAAUCGGCCAGAAAAUGCCAUUAAUUGGCAUACAUAUCACAUGUGGUGGAGGUUCACACAUUUUGUCUUGUGUCGAUGAUGCAAUUGGGCCAUAGUUUAACAACUAUAUUGACAUAACAGGCAACGUCUAGUUGUCUUCUUCUUUAUUACUAGACGAUGAUGUCAGCUUAGUCAGAGUUUGAAGCAGAGAUAAAAGCUACUUCGUGGAUCGAGCCAAGAUGAGAUCACAGGCAAUUGACAUUUUUUGACGGUCUUCCCAUAAACUUUCAGAUUGAAAUGUCUUCAGCUGUGGUUUACCCCAUGCUCGUCUGCCAAAAACCCCCAGCACAGCUGCAGUUGACACAAUUCAAGUACAAACCCAAAUUAUAUACGAGAGCAUGUUCUGUUUAUUAUUUUAACAUUUCUGGGUUACGAUUCCUCCAAGAUAUUGUUCGUGCAAUGCAGUUCAUCAUCAUCAUGAACAGCCAUAGUCAAGCCACUGCUGGGUGAAGGCCUCCCAAAGACACUAUCAUCUCCUACGAUCUUCCGAUAUUGCAAUAAUACAGUAAUAAUGCAGCAAUAAGGAAAAAAGUCGAUGGGGAGCCGAGUGGUUCACACCCUGUCUGUUGGUCCAGUUAAGUUUGCAGGAUUUGAUGGUUUGAUUCCCGCUACCAUCCAGAUAUACGUCAUUAUCAUGAACCAUUUUCCGCCCACUGUUGGAGGAAAGCCUCCCCUUAUUCAAUCCCUUAUUCAUUCCCACAUGCAUACCCUUAGUCGUUCACUUAUUCAUUUCCUUACUCUCUACUUUCACCCUCAUACCCCUGCAUCCCAGGGUCUCCCAGCUUAUCCCUCCCCUCUGAGCCCUGUUUUCGCCAGGACGUCAACAUUCCAGGAGAUGAGCUGUUGCGUGUUCCCAAAUUCUUCCCCAAGUCCUCCGCAGAAACACAGAGAUAUCGGGGUGGCCCCUGACAUGGUUUUUAAUCAAUCAAUCCCGUGUAUGCUAACAACGUACGGCUUAGCUAUUGAUUAAAUACAUUUUAAACAUCAUUUACUUCUUGUGAUAAUUGGACAAACAUCAAUAAUAAUAAUAAUAAUUUUGUUGUUUAGUACCCAGGAAAGCCUCAAUGAUAUUCAGAACUUUUUCAGAAGGAUCCUACUUUGGGAUGCUUGGCCAAUUGCCAUUAAUACGCGUGUUGUAUACGGAAGAAAACUGGAGGAAUCCAAUGCACAUGGGGGGAUAACACUCAAAGUUUUACACGGAUAGAUUUAAGAAUAUAUUCUUGUUACUUAAGGCUGCAUCGGUGUCCUCUGCAGUUGUGAGUUGGCCUUGAUGUGGGACGGAAUUAUGGUGACCCUCGUUGCUUGCCCCAUUCUUAAUUAAAUCUCACAUAGUUUUCCCUCUUGUACGACCCUGCAAGUAUAUCCCCACCCAAAUCUCCUGUGUAAACACAGGGCCUCUGCGCCAUUUAAUGAAGGGUGUCAUUAAUUGUGGCAUCAAAUGGUCAUUUCAAGAGACAAACAAAAUUGAGAAUCAAUUAAUGACCUGGCCGCUCCAGCCUCGCCAUGGCAGCGCGAGAUUGAAAGUGACACUCUCUCAUGGUUCGGAAUUGCGUGACGCGGCUGGGUAAAACUAAACUAGUUUAAUUUUAGCAGGUAAGGCCCCGCUGAGCUACAUAGCAAUUUUCUUUUCAGAAGCGACCCGCCUAUCACAAAUGGUAACUCAAUGAAGUGGCUCAUAGCGUGGAAAUUCACAGCAGCCAAAUACUCCAAACGCACGUUGAUUCUAAAUGUGGAGGAAAAACCCGGAGGGAGCCGGAGAUAAGUCCACGCAAACACAGGGAGAACAUUUAAACUCCAAAUAUGCAGGCGUUAGGGUCGGAAUCGAACCCACGACCUCCUGCAUACCGGGCGAGGUAGUUAACAUCUCGCCGCCGUGGCACCCCAAGUAAAGCAGGAUUUCGGUGUCACUUAAAUAAAGGGUGUCAUUAAUUGUGGCAUCAAGUGAUCCUUUCAAGAAAUAACAAACAAACAAAAAUAAUCCAUCAUUGCACCGCCGUCUCCUGACCCCUGCAUCCCCCGGUGUGCCACGCCCGGCGAGUUUGCCCACCGAGGUGAGCGCGAGGCCAGGGUGGAAGAGCCGCCGCCACUUCUCCGCCCGGUGCCCAAUAAAGGUCACGGGCCAGCGGACCAGCUGGCGCCAAGGCAUUCACGUCGUCGCGUCUUGGAACGGCGAUAGCGCUCGUCUGGCGGGCAAUAAAGGUGGUGGCUCCGAGUCGCUGCCGUGAACCGGGACCCGUGGCCAAGGUCCACGUGCCACUCCUCGUCCUUGCCGAGAGCGCACGGGAUUGCCACGGCUAUUUAAAUGUGCUCGCCGUGACGGCAAACUAUUUAUUGCCAAAGCAGACGCGAAUGAAUGUUAACGGCGAUAUAUAUAUAUACGUUAUAGAGCAACGGUUUUUUUUUGUUACACACGAACUUUAGACAUGGCAGGUUGUUUUUUUUUUUAAUGCUUCACAAGGAGAGGCACUCGGUAUGUCAGGGUGUUGGCGGUGACGUGGGUAGUAUGAGGCGGUUCAGCGGUAUAGCUGUUGACUCAUACAACUGAUGAAGAUAAUGGGGUCUUGCCUCGGUCAACAUGCGAUGGGUGUUUAAUUCAGGUUCAUGUUCAAAUACUUGAUGUGAGCCAGGCGGUGGUGGCUGUGCACGUGGCCUGUACUCCAGCACUGUUGGUGAAUCACACACAGAUGUUGUGAAACUCCCUUCCCGUAAGGCGUCAACGCGCCAUGCGCUGGCUUGCCAGGAGAAGGUCCCAUUUGUUCCAUCUGUAUGGCAUCCAUUUGUUUCCCCCCCGUGCAUCACGUGGGGUUCCCCCCAGGUGCUCCGGGUUUCCUCCCACGUGUAAGCACUCGUUAAUUUGCUGAAAAUAAUUAUUCAUGUAUAGAGGACCGCAGAGCUUGGACAAAUUGUUGGCGCCAGCUCACCGCCUGACCGCCUUCACACUCGUCUGUGGUUCCUCGCGCCUCUGAGUCGUUCUUCUCUCCCUCCGAGAGCGAGCGGAUGCUGUGCGGCGGUGGCGUCGGUGCGUUACAAGUUCAAUUAUCAUUGGACAUCCGGUAGGACAAUAAAAAAAAUGUGAGAGCCCUUCUAAAUAAUUUUUCCCUCUUGCCGACGGUUUAAACACGCAUGUGUUCUUUUUAAUUCGUUGCAUGAAUUGCAUUUGGGAUGGAGUGAAUUAAUCGGCAAGGUGACUCAGCGACUGAUCGAUCGAUCGAGCGACUUCAACUCCCGGUCGCGAGUUGACUCAGCCUAUCAUCCUUCUGGGGUCGAAAAGUCGAGGUUUAAAAGUGCAUAGCUCCAGUGGCUUCCUAAUAUCGGAAGGAAGAGCAUUCCAGACGGCCGCAAAAGCGCAUCUGAAAGCGCGCGAUGCGAUGACCGUCUUUGUUCGGUGGUCAGCCAAAUGCCGCUGCUGCUGCGAGGAUGACCGGAGUUUGCGUGACGGGUUAUGCUGCUUGACAAGACCAGCAAAGCAUUGUGGUUCACUUGUGGCGAUCACUUUGUGUCCAACGAGCGCGACGAUAUAAAGGAGUGCGACCUCAUUAAAAAAGUUAACCCGUAAAAACAAAGUUUUUCACUAUGAAUCCUUUAUAUGCGUGGCGGCUAGAGUCCUCUCGUCCUCUGGCUUGAGAUGGCUGCCACCUAUGGGUCAGAUGAUUGCCUGCCACCAUUAAGCAAUUGGUAAUUAAAUAUAAAAAAAAAUCCUAAAAAGUGUAAAGUUUUGGAAACAUUGUUUCACUAAAAUAAAUUGUCACGUACAACGAGUCUGUGUGCAAAAUGUCAGCUCGAUUGGAUCACAGGAAGUGGGUUAAAAAACGACCGAAAGAUUUGAACGGUCGUAAGCGCGCAAGAAAGCAAGUGAACUUAAUAUAAAGGAUUUAAAAAGAUGCUGAUGACGACGUCGACUGAAUGUUUAACUGCGCCUCACUAUUGCAGAGCGCCUCACACGUGUGCACACGUGCUUCUCUCAGGCCACGUGGAGAGACGGAAGACGUGACGGGAGGGGGAGGCACGCGACCUUCGCGAGCGGCACGUCCACCUCCACCGUGCGAGCCGCGCAGGAAUGACCCGCGGGGUGCACGAUUAGCGCACGUUCGUGAUUAAUGGCUCGAUUGAUAGGCUGGACAUCGAGGUGGUGUCGCUUCGACGGGUUUUCUCGGUGGGUUCGCCUCGGAUUUGCCUGAAGGUAGAUCGCUGCGGUUAAGCCGCCGUGCAUUCGGAUUGAGCCAGAAGACAAUGGAGUUCGCAAGCGACGUCAUGCACAGGUCAAGGACUCUCCCGUCUGUCCCUCUGAUCUUGCUGCUGCUGCUGCUACUGGGAGUGUUGUCCGGGGUGCCUGCUCGGACGCACGGGGUGGAUCUUUCCCGGAAGGAAGAUGGACGGUGCCGACGUGUCGAGCCCCCGCUCACGCAGUACGAAGACGUGGAGCCUUGGCUAUCAAGUUUCUCCUUCCCAGGAGCUGAGGGCUACUCACAGCUGUCGCUGUACCCCCCGCGGGCGCAGCUGCUCGUCGGAGCCAGGAACCACCUCUUCCGAUUAAACCUCAGCAGCCUGGCUGUGGUUCAGUCCGUGGAGUGGCGAUCGGACGAGGCGACGAUCAGGGCAUGCAUUAGCAAGGGCCGCUCCGUGGACGAGUGUCAGAACUACCCGAAGGUGCUGCUCGUUCGGGGCAAGCACGUCUUUGCUUGCGGCACGAACGCCUUCAGCCCCGUGUGCGCUCGCAGGCAGGCGGAGGACCUGUCGGUGACGCACGAGCGUGUGAGCGGGGUGGCGCGCUGCCCCUACGACCCGCGCCACCACUCGGCGGCGCUGCUAACGCCGCGCGGGGAGCUCUACGCCGCCACCGUCAUGGACUUCUCUGGGCGCGACCCGGCCAUCUACCGUAGUCUGGGGGGCCUGCCCCCCCUCCGCACGGCGCAGUACAACUCACGCUGGCUCCACGAUCCCAGCUUCGUGUCGGUCUACGAUAUCGGCCACUUCGCCUACUUCUUCUUCCGCGAGCGUGCCGUGGGAGAGGCGACCGAGUGCCCCAACGGUGCUGGUGGCGGCGGCAUCGGCGGCAUCGGCGGAGCGGGCGGUGGCGUGGUUUCGCGAGUCGCCCGCGUGUGCAAGAACGACCAGGGCGGCCGCUACCUGCUCGAGGGCACGUGGACGACGUUCAGCAAGGCGCGGCUCGACUGCAGCUCGCCCGGAGAGGCGGUCGGCGGUGGUGGUGGCGGCGUGGCAACGACGUACGAGCAUCUGCGCUCGACGUUCUACCUGCCCGAGCAAGACCUCGUCUACGCCGUUCUCUCCACGCGAGUGAGCAGCAUCGAGGUGUCCGCGGUGUGUUCGUUUAACCUGACGGCGAUCCAGCGGGCUUUCAGCGGCCCCUUCGCCUACCAGGAGCACCCUCGCGGGCCGUGGAGCCACCGCCCGAACCCCGACCCCAACUUCCAGUGCGGAACAGCGAGCGGAGAGGAGGAGGAGGAGGGGGAGGGGGAGGAGGAGCCGGAGGAGAAGAGCGCCCGGGCGACGUGGACAUCAGGAGGCGUGGGAAACCCUGGCGGCGGUGCCGGCGGUGGUGGCCGGCGGGGUACGGGCGUGAGUCUGGAGGACCGGCACAAGCAGGUGCUGAUGCAGGGCGUCGUGCGAUCGGCCACGGGGACACCGCUGUACGCGCACGGACCCGGCCGCCUCUCCCACCUCGCGGUGGACAUCGUGCAGGGCAAGGAGGCGCUCUACCACGUCAUGUACCUGGCCACAGACACCGGCACGAUCCGCAAGGUCUUGGCGUCCGGCCACGGCGACCUACGCGGCUGCGUGCUCGAGGAGCUCCGUCUGUCGCCGUCGGACGCUCGCGGCGGCGACGACGACGACGGCGGCGGCGGCGGAGGGAGCUGGGACGCCGCGUGGGACGAGGGUCCCCGGGGGCACGAGGCGGACGGGCCGCACGGCGGGCCGGAGCUGCUCGUGCGCAGCCUCCUCAUCGUGCAGGAGGAGCGCGCGCUGUACGUGGGCCUGCGCUCGCGCGUCCUCCGCAUCCCGCUCGAGAGAUGCCACGUGCACGCCACGCGGGGGGCGUGUGUGUCGGCGAGGGACCCGUACUGUGGCUGGGACGUGCGGCAACAGCGCUGCACGACCAUCGAGCGCAGCAUCAGCAUGAGCCUGUGGAUGCAGGACAUCUCGCGCUGCCCCACGCGGAAUCAAACCGUGGACGGUGGCUUCGGGGCGUGGACGCCGUGGCGGGGGUGCGAGCACGCCGACGGAUUGGGCGUGGGGGGCCACUGCUCGUGCCGGACGCGGGCGUGCGACCGCCCGGCCCCGCGCUGCGGGGGUCGCGCGUGCGAGGGCGCCCGCACGCAGGUGGCCAACUGCUCCAGGAGCGGAGGCUGGAGCCCCUGGGCACCGUGGUCCGAGUGCAGCGCCACCUGCGGGGGCGGCGCUCAGAGGCGAACGCGCGCCUGCAGCAACCCCACUCCCCGGCACGGUGGCCGGGCCUGCGAGGGACAGAGCUACGAGGAGAGACUUUGUAAUGAGAGGACACCGUGCCCACCUGUUGUCUCCUGGUCACACUGGGGGAUCUGGUCAGACUGCACCAAACCGUGCGAUGGGGGGUUCCAGGUGCGACGUCGGAUCUGCCUGCACGGGAGCCACUGCCCCGGCUGCGACGUGUCGCACCGCGCGUGCAAUGAGGAGCCGUGCGGGGAGGCACGCGCCCACACGCCCUGGACGCCGUGGGCCACCUACAACGCGAGCAGUGACCAUGGCGGCGGCCGCGGCGUGGGCCCCGUCGGAGCGCGCUGGGAGCGGCGCUUCCGCUUCACGUGCCGAGCGCGGGGGUUGCCGACGCCCGACGGUGUCCACGUGGGGCACGCGCGCUCCGAGACGCGCUACUGCCCCGCCGGGCUGCCCGACGCCUGCCCGCCCGAUCACGGCGCCACGGACUCGAGGUCCCCUCCCCAGGGCCCCGCCACGGCCCCGUGGGCCCCGUGGGCCGCGUGGUCGCCCUGCUCCGUGUCGUGCGGCCGGGGCUUCCGCGUGCACCGCCGCGCCUGCCUGCAGCCCGACUCGUGGGUCAAGGGUCAGGCGGCGUGCGCGGGGUCACCGGAGGAGUACGAGGAGUGCGAGGAGAAGCCGUGCCAGGGGCGCAGCUUCUGGUGCUCCUGGGGCCCGUGGUCUCCAUGCUCGCCGUCGUGCGGAGUGGGCCGGCGCGAGCGCUCGCGGACGUGCGAGGGGGACCACUGCGUCGGCGAGAGGGUGCAGCGCGAGGAAUGCAACAACCACACUUGUCCAGAGGCGAGCUGGUCUCAGUGGGGCCCGUGGGGAGCGUGCGAAAUGGUGCGCCGCCGCCAGGCUCGCGCGAGGAGCUGCCCGGGCGAGCGCCUUUCGGGGACUCGCUGCGCGGGGAACGCCACCGAGACGAGGGCCUGUGGAGACACCACUGUCCCACCUUCAGCCACAGAAUUUGACGCAGCGGUGAAUGAUUCCCAGUGUGGCGGAGGCUUCGGCACCGUGGAGCUCCUCGCCGUCGGCGCCGGCUGCGGCUUGGCCUCGGCGCUGCUCACGCUCGCGGCGCACGCCGUCUGGUCCGCUCUCCGCCCGGGGUGCCGGGGCGGCCACUCCGAGCCGGCGGGCGCGCACCCGCAGAAGAACCCGGCGCUGAUGCGGACGAUGUCGCGCGCAGGCAGGGCGGCGCGGGGCUCCUCAACGGCGUCGCCCUCCUCCUCGUCGUCCACGUCGUCCACCUCCUGCCGCUCGGCCGAAGUGCUCAAGGCUCUCAACAAGUUAAACGCCGAAGCAGACGAGAAGGAGAGAGCAUCAUACGUGGAGCGUCAUCACACCAUGCAAGCCUUCACAGACGACUACCACUCCUGCACGAGCCUCUACCAGCAAAGCUGAAGCAAUACACCAACUGUAUCAACAACAGACUUGCUGACUGCCUGUCCAGUCUAGACGAGUGGCUGGCUUGCGUGAUGGAUAGUUGACAGGCUGACGUCCUAUAUGGAUGACUGGCUGGCUAUUUGGAUAACUGGCAGUAGGGGCAGAUCCCCAGUUGCCACUGUGAUUACCCUGUGUCAAUGGCCAAUUUGGGAGGAAGAAGAAAAAAAAACAGUCCACAAAGCGGUGUACUCGUACUGGUUACGUUUGAUAUCUAGACGGGUGUCUGGAUCCUAGUCACCUGCUGUGACUGAGAGGCAAGCAGUUCUGAAUGUGGAAACAAAAAAGGCAGCUAAUAACGUAUAUAUUUGUUCCUCCUGGAAAAUCAAACUGACGGAAGCACGUCGAUGAAAUGUCACUAUUUAAAAGUAGCCCCCUUCCCCCCCCCCCCAUGGCCAUUGCCUGGCAUGAGGUUUUUUUUUCUGACGAUCGGAGCUCCAGAGGGACUUUGUUUUCUUUCUUAAACCUCACUACUGGAAUUGUGGUCAUAAAAUAUGUAUAUAUAUUUUUUUUUAAACUAUAUUGUAAAUAUUCUAUCUUCUAUUUUACCUUUUGUUUUUUGUAAAUAGCAAAACUUACAAAUUGUGGCAUUUUCGUGUUUGUGUGUUUUUUUACACAACUGUUGGAGGGGAAAAGAUUCACUGCCACCCAAUCCCACCCCCAACCCUGGCGAUUUUAUGAAUUUUCUUUAAACUCAAAAUACUAUUGGUUUUUAUUACACUGUGGUGAAUGUUGGGAGACAUGAUUACAUUAUAUGUAAAAUAUAUAUAUAAUUUAAAGCCCUAUGUCAAUAAAAAAAAUUGUUAUUUAAACUAUUUUUUUAUUUUACAAGGUAAGCCCCACUGAGCUAUGUAGCUAUUUUUCAGAAGCGACCUGGCCACAAAUAAUAGCUCAACGAAGUGGCUUACCACGUGGAAAUUUAUAGCAGCCAAAUAAUCUAAACGCGUGUUGAUUCUAAAUGGGAAAAACCGGAGGACCCAGAUAAAAAUCCACACGACCACAAUGCAAACUGCAAAUAUACAGACGUCGGGGUCGGGAUCGGGAUCGAACCGACGACCUCCUGUAUACCUGGUGAGGUAGUUAACAUCUCGCUACCGUGGCACCCAGUGCUGGAUGAAGGCCUUCCAAUGCCGUGUUGGUCAUGGCGGUUGUUUGGCCAUACUUUAUCACGCUGAGUUGGUGCAGGUGGGAGAUUCAUUAUUGCGUUGAUAUAUCUGAUGUUAGCCGUGGGCGGGAAUCAAACUCUGGUUGUUGGAUUCACAGUGCAAUAAAUAGAUACGAAUCGAUUUUCUUUAAAUAUUUUGUUCGUGUGAUUCAAUGGACGCUUCGUGAGCUUAAGAAUCAAAUCAGUCGAUUCAUCAUCGUUCCACUCCUCGCGGCUCGGCCGUGCAUAAUGAAAGUUUCAAAUGUUGUGUGUGAAAUGAUGAAACCUGUUAGAGUACAACACCGCAGCGAUGAUUCACUAUUAUAUAAUAUAAUUGUGUAUUUUUUUUUAUUGUGGACAUUUGUUUACCGAUCAUUUACAUUAAACCGUUGCAUUUUCCGUGCAAGGUUAUAACAAUGCAGUAGAAAAUAUCCGCUGUUAUUGUCGAUCACGUUUUUACAAGCACGAUUCGUUGUUGUGUUUUCUGUGUAAAGAAUGCAUCAUUAAAGUGUCCGGUGCAUUA